AUGAUCGUGGGUGUGGGAAGAGCCUGUGCGGACACCGUCCGGGCUGGAGCAUUCGAUCCGCUAAAGCAGAACGCCACGAAGGUGAAGAUCCCCUCGGAGAUAGACCCGGUGGUGAUUGCCCAAGAGGGCGUCAGGAAGUUCGCCGAUGCGAAGCACGAUUUGAUCAUUCUUGACACAAGUGGAAGACACAAACAAGAGAAUGAGGAGCUUGCCGCUGCUAGAGUCUUUUUCUUGAGGAUACUUAGCAUUUGCUCUCGAACUUUACAGAACCCCGAUUUGAUCAUUUUCGUCAUGGAUAGCAGCAUAUGGCAAGCUGCGAAUGAUCAAACACUGGCCUUUAUAGAGAGCGCUAAGGUCGGUGCUGUUAUAAUCACCAAGAUGGAUGGCCAUGCAAAAGGUGGCGGAGCUCUUAACAUGGGAGAUAUAGCUGGUUUUGCUGAGAAAAUCAAAGAGGUUGUUCCAAGUGAAUUGCAGCCAGAGUUGCUCAUGUCCAUGAUUCCAGGAUUCAACAACGUAAAUGUGCAUAGUUUUGACACUCAACAGUUAAGAAAACUCUACGAGAAACGAAGCUGA
Messenger RNA from Selaginella moellendorffii, 573 nucleotides. RefSeq names its product signal recognition particle 54 kDa protein 1. Gene Ontology annotation, biological process: SRP-dependent cotranslational protein targeting to membrane; SRP-dependent cotranslational protein targeting to membrane, translocation. Gene Ontology annotation, molecular function: GTP binding; endoplasmic reticulum signal sequence receptor activity; 7S RNA binding. The transcript is spliced from 3 exons. Gene Ontology annotation, cellular component: signal recognition particle, endoplasmic reticulum targeting; cytosol. The record is from RefSeq and is a predicted model, not a curated record. Bases 1 to 573 code for a protein of 190 amino acids. Lineage: Eukaryota; Viridiplantae; Streptophyta; Lycopodiopsida; Selaginellales; Selaginellaceae.